Odobenus rosmarus divergens (Pacific walrus) is the source of this 686-nucleotide messenger RNA. RefSeq names its product BCL2-like 11 (apoptosis facilitator) (gene BCL2L11). The coding region runs from base 264 to 686 and encodes 140 amino acids. The record is from RefSeq and is a predicted model, not a curated record. Lineage: Eukaryota; Metazoa; Chordata; Mammalia; Carnivora; Odobenidae. The transcript is spliced from 5 exons. Gene Ontology annotation, biological process: meiosis I.
CUGUGCAGGUUUCACUUCGCUCCGCGCAGCCUCCAGGUCUUGGUCUUGUGAAACCGCUCCGUCUUGCGUCGCCGCCGCCACCACUGCCACCGGAUUCUCACAGUCACCCUGCGCGCCCCAGCCCAACUGCGGCCAGCAUCGCCGCGGGCUGCUCGCUUCGUCCCGCUCCCGCCGCCACCCCCUCGGCGCCCUUUCCCUGGCCCUGGUCCCCCCAAUGUCUGACUCUGACUCUCGGACUGAGAAACGCAAGAAAAAAAGACCAAAUGGCAAAGCAACCUUCAGAUGUAAGUUCUGAGUGUGACAGAGAAGGUGGACAAUUGCAGCCUGCUGAGAGGCCUCCUCAGCUCAGGCCUGGGGCCCCUACCUCUCUACAGACAGAGCAGCAAGACAGGAGCCCGGCACCCAUGAGUUGUGACAAAUCAACACAAACCCCAAGUCCUCCUUGCCAGGCCUUCAACCAUUACCUCAGUGCAAUGGCUUCCAUGAGGCAGUCUCAGGCUGUACCUGCAGAUAUACGCCCGGAGAUAUGGAUUGCGCAAGAGUUGCGGCGUAUUGGAGACGAAUUUAAUGCAUAUUACCCAAGGAGGGUCUUUUUGAAUAAUUACCAAGCAGCCGAAGCCCACCCCCAAAUGAUUAUCUUACGACUGUUACGUUACAUCGUCCGCCUGGUGUGGAGAUUGCAGUGA